This is a messenger RNA of Aureobasidium uvarum, 420 nucleotides long. NCBI's taxonomy places the organism in Eukaryota, Fungi, Ascomycota, Dothideomycetes, Dothideales, Saccotheciaceae. The record is from the annotation of a GenBank genome assembly.
AUGAAUAUCUCAAACAGACUUUCCCUUCGCACACGAAACACUCUUCCCCCAACUUUUACCGCCAUCAACAAAGCACCAUCACAACCUCCUCAACCAACUCCACUCUCAGCGAAAGACAGAACAGAUGACCUUGGCUCACAAAUCGUUUCCAAACUCUCACUCCUCGAUCCAUCACUAAAAGCGGCAAUCGUCACGUCACACACGAACCAAGAAUUCUAUGCUCAUAUUCUCGAUGGAGAUAAGAAAGUCAGAUAUUCGAGCAUGGGACAUCGCAGUCUUGAGGUUGCUUUGAAGGGUUUAUUGGAGCUCGUGACGGAGGAUGCGGUCAUGCAGGAUACUACCGAGGAUGGGAUGGAAGAGAGUGAGGAGGAAAAUGGAGAUGAAAAUGAUUGCAGAGACAGAGAGAUGGAUGUCGAUUAA